This is a messenger RNA of Myzus persicae (green peach aphid), 1197 nucleotides long. RefSeq names its product elongation factor 1-beta-like. The transcript is spliced from 12 exons. Gene Ontology annotation, cellular component: eukaryotic translation elongation factor 1 complex; cytosol. Gene Ontology annotation, biological process: translational elongation. Lineage: Eukaryota; Metazoa; Arthropoda; Insecta; Hemiptera; Aphididae. Gene Ontology annotation, molecular function: translation elongation factor activity; guanyl-nucleotide exchange factor activity. The record is from RefSeq and is a predicted model, not a curated record. The coding region runs from base 148 to 1056 and encodes 302 amino acids.
AUUCAUUCUUUUUAAAUUCUCUAGUUUCAAAAACGUGUCGUCUUAGGCCUUUUUUCAGUUUUUUUUAUUUUAUUUAAGCUGAGUGCCGAGUGUUCUUCACUUUUUCAGUUUCCCCAUCUCAAUUUUAAGCCAAUCCCUAAAAAUAAAAUGUCGUUGGAAAUUUUAGCUCAAGAAAAAGUGUGGCUCGACAAAUCAAAGUAUGCUGAUGCAGAACGUGUGUAUUAUGAAAAACAAUCAAAGAAUAAGGUGGAAAAAACUAGUGGUGGCAGUGGUGCUACAACAAUAUCAAAUACCAGUUGUGCCCCUGGCAAGAAAGUGCUGUUAGCUGAAAUUGAAAAGGCUCGUCAAAUUUUGCGCGAGAAAGUUCUAAGUAUUGACGAAUGUGAAUCAUCUGUAAUUUAUUCAAGGGAUACUGAAUCUUCCAAUACAAUCAAUGCUAUCAAUGAUUUGAAAAAUGCUUUUCAAAAGUUGGAAAUCCGUGUUAGUGUGUUGGAGGGAAAAUCUUCAACUAGUUCAUCAAGUAAUUCAAGUCCAUCGAAUCAAGAUAUUGAACAACUACAAAGUCGUUUGGCACAGUUAGAAGAUCGUGUUAAAUCAUUAGAAAUCAAAAACGCAGCACAGUCUCCUUCUAAACCAGAAGAAAAAGAAACACCUACAAAAAAUGAUGAGGACGAUGAUGUUGAUUUGUUUGGAUCAGAAUCUGAAGAAGAAACUGAAGAGGCAGCCAAACUUAAGGCCCAGAGGGUAGCUGAGUAUUCUGCUCGAAAGUCUAAAAAGCCAACUCUUAUUGCCAAGUCAAACAUUAUAUUGGAUGUUAAGCCAUGGGACGAUGAAACUGAUAUGAAGGAAUUAGAAAAGGCAGUGCGUCAAGUUGCUACUGAUGGUUUACUAUGGGGAGCAUCUAAAUUGGUUCCAUUAGCUUAUGGGAUACAUAAGCUUCAGAUUAGUUGUGUUGUUGAAGAUGAAAAAGUAUCAAUUGAUUGGCUACAAGAGACAUUACAAGAAAUUGAAGAUUUUAUACAAAGUGUUGACAUUGCAGCUUUCAACAAAAUUUAAGAUCGAAAAUUAUUUUGUCUUAUUCAAAACACCUUAAUAAAGUAAUGAAAAAUUGUGAAACAUAAAUAACCAUUAUCUGUAUAUUUUUUUUCAAAUGAUUCAAUUAAAAUAUAAAAUCUGAUCCUGAUAUUUAAAUAUUAA